AUGGACUCGCACUGCGACUGUGCCGAGCCUCCGGCCGCCGAGCAGCCGUCGGGGAGGAUUAACAAAACCGCCUUCAAACUGUUCAAGAGGAGGAAAUCCGGGGGCACCAUGCCGAGCAUCUUCGGGGUGAGGAGCAAAGGCGGGGAGGGGAAGGGCGCCAGCAAAGCGGGGAUGGUGCGGAGCCGGACUCACGACGGCUUGGCCGACGCCGUGCUGGAGAGCAGCAAGAAGGAGGAACCGGGCGGCGGCGACCCGCAGAGCAAGGAGGCGCAGGGCCGGCCGGCCGGCAGCCUCGGCGUCUCCCCCGGCAGCUCGGUGGCCAAGUCGCACAGCUUCUUCUCCCUGCUGAGGAAGAACGGCAGGCCGGAGAACGGCAAGGCGGAGAGCGCGGAUCAGCGGGCUGGCGGCAGACAAAAGAAGGGGCUGAAAGGGAUCUUCAGCAGCAUGCGGUGGCAUAAAAAGGACAAAAAUGGCAAGGAGGAGAGGGGGGAAACCUCGGAGAUCCAGUCCGGUCUUAUUAUGCCGGGGUCUUUGACUGCCAGCCUGGAGUGCAUCAAAGAGGAGACCCCAAAACCUUUGUCUGAAACUCCGAACAGCGCGGGAGACAUUGGGCUGGAACCGCCGCGGGAGAAGCGCGGUGGCGAGGCACGCGCCUCGGCCGAGGAGCCCGAAGUGGGAGGUGGGGAGUCGCGGGACAGCAGCCCCCCUCCCCGGGAGGACCCCGCCGCUGCUGGAAGGCAACCUGAGGAGCUCUGCCACGAGCGACCGGACCCGGGUGCCGGAGAGGUUGGGACUGCGAAGGAUGCGGCCAUAACAGGCUGCGGAGAUAUUAUUGCGGACCAUGAGGAGGAUGUGGGCGGCGGGAGUGGCGGCUGCGAGAAGAGCACCCCGGCCGGCAAGCUGGGUGCCUCCAAGAAGCACCCCACCAUGGUGGCCUACCAGGGAGGAGGGGAGGAGAUGGCCAGCCCGGACCAGGUGGAUGACACCUACCUGCAGGAGUUCUGGGAUAUGCUGUCGCAGACAGAGGAGACCCAGACAGAAGGAGGAGGAGGUGGAGGAGGGACAAAGAAGCCUGAGGGGUUGAAGGAGAACCGAGGUACCGAGGGGCCCCAGAACAGGGUGGCAGUGAAACGUGGUGGCCUCCACCAGAUCCCCAUUCAUCUCAGCCACAAAGAGGAGCAGAAGGGCAGGGAGAAGGAGCAGCAUGAAGGCAUCCCAAACAGCGACGAGGGCUACUGGGAUUCCACCACCCCUGGUCCCGAGGAAGAUGGUUCCACAAGCAUCCAGAAGGAGACCAUUCCCAGGGACAGCUACAGUGGGGAUGCUCUCUACGACCUCUACGCUGAGCCGGAUGAGAACCCACCAGCGGGGCCUUCAGGCGAAGAGGUCACCUGCAUGGCACGCUCCAAGCCCAUGUCUCCAGUAACGACCACGUGCUCACUGAAGACACCCUCAAGCACAGUGAAGGACUCCAAGAUACCCAUCAGCAUUAAACACCUUUCGUCGCAUCCUGCCAGCCAUGGAGCAGACGCCAGCAACAGCCAUCACGUCGCACACCAUCACCUGGCCAAAAGCGAGAUGCACAGAACAAAAAUCCCUGUCUCCAAAGUACUGGUACGCCGGGUCAGUAACAGGGGCUUAGCAGGGACAACAGUGAAAGCUGCCACAUACCAGGACAGUGCCAAAAAGUAG
Molecule: messenger RNA, 1692 nt
Organism: Gymnogyps californianus (California condor)
Lineage: Eukaryota; Metazoa; Chordata; Aves; Accipitriformes; Cathartidae
Gene: AMER2
Product: APC membrane recruitment protein 2
Biological process (GO): regulation of canonical Wnt signaling pathway
Cellular component (GO): plasma membrane
Molecular function (GO): phosphatidylinositol-4,5-bisphosphate binding; beta-catenin binding
Source: RefSeq, a predicted model, not a curated record